This is a messenger RNA of Metschnikowia bicuspidata var. bicuspidata NRRL YB-4993, 2802 nucleotides long. RefSeq names its product leucine--tRNA ligase (gene NAM2). Gene Ontology annotation, molecular function: leucine-tRNA ligase activity; ATP binding; aminoacyl-tRNA deacylase activity. The transcript has a single exon. Gene Ontology annotation, biological process: leucyl-tRNA aminoacylation; mitochondrial translation. The record is from RefSeq and is a predicted model, not a curated record. Bases 1 to 2802 code for a protein of 933 amino acids. Lineage: Eukaryota; Fungi; Ascomycota; Pichiomycetes; Serinales; Metschnikowiaceae. Gene Ontology annotation, cellular component: mitochondrion.
AUGCUUCGGAUUUUACGAGGGAAGCCGCUUCAGAUCCGACGCUUGGUCUCGGGAUCAGGAUCUUCAGUGCGAGACCAGAAACAUGAGCUCGCUCUCAACAAGCUACAUACCAAAUGGAUAAGCAAGUGGAAAGCCUCGUUCGGAAACGGGUCGCUUCAUCCUGAUAAGUCUUUAGAUAGCAAAGAAAAACCCUUCUUUUGUCUCUCCAUGUUUCCCUAUCCCUCUGGAAUCUUGCAUCUAGGCCACCAGAGGGUGUACACUAUUAGUGAUGUGAUCUCCAGAUAUAGACGGCUUCAGGGCCGGGAAGUGAUUCAUCCAAUGGGAUGGGAUGCAUUUGGUUUGCCUGCUGAGAAUGCAGCCGUAGAAAGAGGGGUCAACCCAGCCGACUGGACGAAACAGAAUAUUGGGAAAAUGAAACAGCAGAUGGAAUUGAUGUUGGCCGAUUUUGAUUGGGAUCGGGAGGUCGACACAACGUCACCCGAAUACUACAAAUGGACACAAAAGAUCUUCACACUACUCUUUCAGAAUGGCUUGGCCCACCGAAAAGGAGCAGAAAUCAACUGGGACCCUGUGGACCAGACCGUGUUGGCCAACGAACAGGUAGACUCUGAUGGCCGGUCUUGGAGGUCUGGGGCCCAAGUGGAAAAGCGGGUUUUAGAGCAAUGGUUCAUUGGGAUCACAAAAUACGCAGAUGCGCUCAACGAAGACAUGAAGUUGCUUGAUCAGUGGCCUGACAAGGUCAAGGCCAUGCAGAAACAUUGGAUCGGCAAAAGCGAGGGUGCCGAGGUCAAGUUUGCAACCAAUAAAGAUUCUGAUAUUUCUGUUUUUACUUCCAGGCCCGAUACGUUAUUCAGCGUGCAAUUCGUGGCUUUGGCGCUUGACCACCCGCUUGUCUUAGCGGCUAAAACUGCUGACCUGCAAUUGGCCGAAUUCAUUGCUCAGUGCUCUGAAGGCGACACUGACCCAGAGUCGAAGGCAGGCUAUAAGCUCCAGGGCAUUCGAGUAUCUCUUCCUAUAGGAGUGGAUGGCAACGCCAAAUCUGUUUUUGAUAUUCCUGUGUACGCCGCACCAUACGUUCUAGGAUCUUAUGGUCAUGGUGCGGUCAUGGGCUGUCCUGCCCAUGAUGAGCGAGAUUCUGAGUUCUGGCGCCUUCACAACCCCGAAGUACCUGCCAUUCAGACCGUGGGUCCUAAAAACCAAAAAACUGCGUCUGCCAAAGACACCCUUUUCACAGGAAAAGAUGGGUGUUUAUAUGACUCGUCGAUAGUGAGAAAUGGGUUGCCUUCUUUGGGAAUAUUUGCCGGCUUGCCUUCUUCGAAGGCUGGUAGGAAGAUUGUUUCUUGCCUCGAAAAAGUGGGAAGGGGCCAAAAAUCGACCCAGUUUAAGAUCAGAGACUGGUUGAUUAGCAGACAGAGGUAUUGGGGAGCGCCUAUUCCUAUAAUCCACUGUAACUCCUGUGGUCCCGUGCCUGUUCCUGACCAAGAUUUACCUGUGCUUCUUCCGCAAGUCGAGAGCAAGCAUUUCGGUAAGGGCAAUCCUCUUGGAAGUAUCGAGUCUUUCGUGAACACUAAAUGUCCGUCUUGUGGAUCUGCAGCAAAGAGGGAUACAGACACAAUGGAUACCUUUAUUGACUCGUCUUGGUACUUUUUCCGCUACACUGACCCCAAAAACAGCAUGCUGAUCUUUGAUCACAGCAAGGCAACUAGCUCCAUUCCCGUUGACUUGUAUAUAGGAGGAGUGGAGCAUGCCAUUUUGCAUUUGUUGUACUCUAGAUUUGUCUCCAAAUUCUUGGGUGACUGCGGUCUUUGGGACGGUGCGCAUUUCAGAAAUGAGCCCAUUCGGCGUCUUGUUACCCAAGGCAUGGUACAAGGCAAGACAUUCACAGAUCCUCACACAGGGCGAUUUUUGAAGCCAGAAGAGGUAGAGAUAAGAGGUUCUCUUGGUCCAGUCAUAAAGGCCUCUGGUGAAGUGCCUAAUGUGACUUUUGAGAAAAUGUCCAAAUCCAAGUACAAUGGUGUUGAUCCUACUGCGCUCAUUGAUACAUAUGGAGCGGAUGCUGUAAGGGCUCAGAUUCUUUUCGCAGCGCCAGUAUCGGAUGCAUUGAACUGGAACGAAGAACACAUUCAAGGAAUACAACGUUGGUUGAAGAAGGUGAUGAACAUGAAGAGCGAUGUGCUUCUUCAACAGAGCAAAGAAUUCAAGCCAUCAUUGGAAUCAGAUGAAUUCGAGAACUUGACUAUAAAUGGCGAGUAUCUUAAGACGGUAAGGCUCAACAAAGAUGAGUUCAACUUAUACAACGAAGUACAUUAUUAUGCCAACAGAGUGGCUCAGGCAAUUGAGCGCGAUUUAUCUUUGAAUACUGUGAUCUCCGACUACAUGAAGUUGACCAACUAUCUCCAGAAGGUAUUGAAGGAAAACCAGGAGAUCCUGCCAAGUCUCUUGUUGGAUUCUUACAAAAAGAUUUUGAUUAUGAUAAGUCCUGUGACCCCAUCUGUGGCAGAAGAAUGUUGGGAAGGUCUUAGCGAAGGCAUGGGCGAAAAGUGGAAAUCCAUUUUAUGGCAAACUUACCCCACAACUAAGCCUCUUACCUCGCCAUAUACUGACUACAAAAUUGUUGUGAACGGCAAAAAAAUCGGAACAGUAAACCGAAUCAAGAGCAUCGACGGUCUCUCAGAAGAAAGAAUAUUGGAGGUUUUUAAGAGUCACGAUUUGGUGCGUGCCCGGAUAAACGGAAAGAAAAUUAAGAAGGUCAUCGCCAAGAAGGACGUGGUCAGCAUCAUCUGUGGGCUAGACUCCGCUUAA